This is a messenger RNA of Anthostomella pinea, 153 nucleotides long. The record is from the annotation of a GenBank genome assembly. NCBI's taxonomy places the organism in Eukaryota, Fungi, Ascomycota, Sordariomycetes, Xylariales, Xylariaceae.
AUGGCUAUGUCACACGGCUUCGCCCCCAAGCCCGUCGCCCGAAGUGGCGUUGGCAGGCAAACCAACAACUCAUCUACCCCGCUUGGGAACUGGCCACAUGUGGUCCAUCCUCGUUUGACCUUCCACAAUUUGAUCCCACUUGGCCUGUUCUAA